UUUCCUCUCACAGGUACUUUUCACUUCCUGCACUCCCCUGCCUUUGUCUGCGCCGGAGGCAGCUGGAGGCACACCUGGGGGUGAAGGUGCGGGAGGACGAGGGGGACACCCCGCUGCCAGCAUCGGCUUCACCGGAGACCAUCCAGGAGAGGAUUAAGGUCUCGGGGCAGUGAGGAUCCGGGUGCCAAGAUGACCAAAGGGAGUCCGGGUCCGUGGUUUGUGCUCUGGGUCUGCGUGGUGCUGGCAGUGGACCUCGGCGAAGGGCAGGAGGAAAAACCCUUCGGUGAGAAGUGCCUGGAUGACUUCACAGCAGGGGAGCCAGAUCUGGUGCUGGAUACAGACGCCUCCGUCCAGAACGGAGCCACCUUCUUGUCAUCCCCCAUGGUCCGUCGGAGCAGGGACUGCAUGAGAGCCUGCUGCAAGGACCCUGCUUGUAACCUGGCUCUCGUGGAGCAGGUCCCGGCCGCGGAGGAAGACCACAUCCAGGGCUGCUUUCUCCUCAACUGCCUCUACGAGCAGGCUUUCGUCUGCAGGUUUGCCAGGAAGGUCGGCUUUCUCAACUUCUUGAGGAAGGACGUGUACGAUUCCUACCGAGCAAUGCAGGAUCGCAGCUCUAGUGAUGACCAUCCUCCAAUAGCCCGCACUGGCAUGGACAUGAGGGUACAGCCCGGGGAGCCGGUGAUGCUGAGAGGCACAGAGAGCACGGAUGACCGAGGGAUAGUCAGCUAUGAAUGGAAACAGGUCCUUGGUGACCCGUCUGUGGAGAUGAAGAAGCACGAAGAAGAUCAGGUAGAAAUCUCCAACCUACGGGCGGGGACUUACGUCUUCCAGCUUACUGUCACGGACACCGCGCAGCAGCAGGACUUCACCAACAUCACCAUCAUGGUGCUGGAUUCUGAGCAGACGGAAGAGCAUUGUUUGACUCCUAAGAAGGUGGGUUGGUGUCGGGGAUCUUUUCCACGUUGGUUUUACAACCCGAGCCUUCAGCAUUGUGAGGAAUUCAUUUUCGGCGGCUGCAAGCCCAACAAGAAUAACUACUUACGGGAAGAGGAGUGUGAACUCGCCUGCAAGAAUGUUAGAGGUUCUGUUGGUGGGCGACAACAGCCAGUGUGCAAUGGGAACUGUCAGUCCCCCUUCUUCAGAUGCAAGGACGGCUGCUGCAUUGAUGCCUAUCUGGAGUGUGAUGAAACCCUCGACUGUGCUGAUGGAUCGGACGAGAUGUAUUGUGAACAAUAUGCUCGUGAGUUCAAUAGACUGCAGAAAAUCAAUGUGACCCACAAGCAAGGUCACUGCGUGGACUUGCCCAAUACUGGACAGUGCACCGAGAGCAUCCCCCGCUGGUACUAUAACCCGUUCUCUGAGAAAUGUGACCCCUUCACCUAUGGGGGCUGUGGGGGCAACAACAACAACUUUGAAGAAGAGGAAGAAUGCAUGAAAUCAUGCUCGGGCAUCACAAAAGCGGAUGCCAUUGGCCGGAGAUGGGAAUCAUUUGAGUCCCAAAGUGCUAUCUUAAGUGCCUUUGAGGUGGUGAUCGCCGUGCUGCUGGGGAUCUGCAUCAUGGUGGUCCUGGCAAUCAUCGGCUACUUCUUCCUGAAGAACAGGAAAAAGAACAGCCGCCGCCGGCAGCCAACCACCGCUACCAACUCGACCCUCUCCACCACAGAGGACACCGAGCAUCUGUUCUACAGCAGUGCCACCAAACCCGUCUGACCCACAGCCCCCCUCUGCAGCCCAGCACUGGGGCACUCCCCAAAACUUCUGGAGUUCCUUUUUGAGAGACGGGCUUGUGCCUGAAGGACUCUUUCUCUUUGAAGACAUUUGUAGCAUCAGGCCAAGAUCUAGCCAUGAUUUGGCACCGUAAGUGUUUGUGAUUGUCUUGGCUACAUGGCUGCUCUGGGAAGUGAGGAUCUGGGAGCAUGUUGAUGGGCCCUGAUGUCUGUCCCUUCCUAACCUCAAACAAUCCAGUGAAAGUCUGAAUUACAUCUGCCUUCCUACUCAAACCCAGAGCACAGAUCCGCUCGACUUGCUGAAGGACCCUGGGACUGGACCUGAGUAGCAUCCACGCUGGCGAAUGGUGCCAGCUCACCAGAGCCAGCGAUCUUUUAUUCGGAGUGCCACUUUCUUCCACCAAACCUCCCAUUUUCCUCCCUUCCCACCAGUCCUCUGCAAAGUGGCCCUGCCUCCCAGCAGUCCUCCCACCUGUGGCGAGCCUCUCGGGGGCUGUGAGAUUUGUGAGUCACCGUCCAGACUUGUUCCAAGGGCUCUGUGACACUCUCCGGUGGCUCCUAUUUAGGAAGGAAGCCGAAAUACCUGCUUUAAUCACUAGGCUUUGCUUUUUAACAGAAAAGCACACCUAGAUUUUUUUUUUUUCUGCCUGGCUGUCGUGUUACAGCCUCCUAUGUACAGUACACGUCUAUCAUUUUCUCUCGGUGAGUGGCCUUGGUUGCUUUUCCAGUGUUCAGUCUGAACCCACACCCACUGAGAAAAUACCUAUUUAUUCUCAGAUGAAAGGAAAGGAAAUGUCCCUACUUCUUCUGCCGAUGGGGGGGUGGAAGGACCCAGCUCGCUCGCAGCUGGACCUUUGCCGCAGCUUGGAUUUUGCUGCGCUCCCCUCCGAGCAUGCAGCCUGACCUGAGCCCUGGCGCCUCCCAGAGCACAGGGGUGAGCUGGAGGCCACCAGGCAAUGUCCCUGCGCUCCCUGGCUCCUGCUGGCCCGCUGCAAGGUGAGCCCAGCCCUGGGAGGGCUAGAGCUCAUCCCCGGCCCCAUGGCAGCGUGUGACAUCCCCGCUUCGGUGAGGUCCUGUGUGUUCCCCCAUAAGGCUGUUUGCAGCAAGGUGCUCCCCAGAUCUGUGCUGCUGCAUCUCUUCUGUCCAGGCUUGUACGUCUGGGAGCUGAGGACUUGUGUCGGGGGCAGAAAAGCUAUUUCUGAAGUGCCUGGUAGGCUUAGUCAGCUGUGGGGUCGGCACCAGCCCCCAAACUCCCAGUGCCUGCUGCUCUUGGAAAACUGCUGUGAAAGGGGAGGCCGUUGGUGCCUGCAUGUUUGCAUGUGUGUGAGCGCACAUGUGUAAGAAGCAUAAAUCUAUGUACAGACUUUAGUUUGAAUGCUUGGACCCUUUCAGGGCCGAGGGCAGAGCAGCUCUGGAAGGCUCUGGUGAAGCCAUGCCCAGCUCAGGGCAUGGCUCAGGUCCUCUCCAGUGCAGCUCAUGGGGCUGAUAACUGGGCUGGAAGGGAAGAAGCCGCUGCCCGCAGACUGCUGGCAAUCUGACUGCACACUUCUGGUCAGGGGCAUCUGCCCCGGUCUCCUUGGGGCUGGUCAGAUUCCUCCAUGGCUUUUCAUGAUCUGCCUGGUAUCAUUUCUCUCCAUCUCUUUGUUUUUCCCACAGCCUAUCAUGGCCUACACAACAAAGGUAACAUCUUGAUUUAUUUUUUUGUGUGCUCACUCUGAUAAUAA
This is a messenger RNA of Falco peregrinus (peregrine falcon), 3451 nucleotides long. It is a transcript of the gene SPINT1, whose product is annotated as serine peptidase inhibitor, Kunitz type 1. Bases 190 to 1710 code for a protein of 506 amino acids. Lineage: Eukaryota; Metazoa; Chordata; Aves; Falconiformes; Falconidae. The transcript is spliced from 11 exons. The record is from RefSeq and is a predicted model, not a curated record. Gene Ontology annotation, molecular function: serine-type endopeptidase inhibitor activity; protein binding.